AUGUUAGCCAGUGAAAUAUUAUACAUACUAGUUGUUCUUUUACAUAUUACCGUUGGAUCCAAUGCUCAAACUGUUUAUUCCUGCAACGCAUCCGCUGCAUGUGGUUGUUCGAAAAAUUCAGCCAUCUUAUCGCGAAUUGUCGGUGGAGAGGCAGCUAAUGCUUCAACAUGGGGAUGGGCAGUCUCGAUAUCCAUCGAUAAUAACUAUCUCUGUGGUGGAUCAAUCAUAUCUUCCUCAUGGAUUCUCACCGCAGCACAUUGCGUCAACGGAUAUACAGCAUCAAAAGUUACCAUCUAUGCAGGUUCAACUCGCCGAUGGGUUGGUAGUCAAACGAGAGUAGUGUCACAAAUUAUUAUUCAUUCCAGUUAUGACACAGACACUUAUGAGAAUGAUAUUGCCUUACUGAAACUCGGAACUGCACUAACAAUGAGUGACACUGCUAUCAGUACUAUCUGUUUGCCAUCGGUGAGCUCAGCGACGCUUGCUGCUGGCGAAUGGCCUGCUGCCGGGACAACUGUAGUUGCUGUGGGAUGGGGAACAUUGAGUGAAGGUGGUGCACUACCAUCGACACUACAACAAGUUACUCUACAAACCAUCAGCUACAUAGCGUCUAGUUGCAGUUCAUCGAUAACAGAUUGGCACAUACAAUUAUGUGCUGGAGUGUCAGGCGGUGGGAAAGAUACUUGUCAAGGAGACUCAGGUGGUCCACUGGUGAUGUUUAGUUCGAGUAAACAAUGGGUGUUGGUCGGUUUGACUAGUAACGGAAUCGGAUGUGCCCAAGCUAAUUAUGCAGGCAUUUACACACGUGUAGCUGCUUAUGAAGAUUGGUUAAAUAUAGCAAUGAGUUCCAGCAAUAGACUCACGCAGCGAAAGACUAAAUCAUUGCUCUUUUUCUUAUCAUUAUUCUUAUCUGUUCUAUUUUGCUAA
Adineta ricciae is the source of this 927-nucleotide messenger RNA. Lineage: Eukaryota; Metazoa; Rotifera; Eurotatoria; Adinetida; Adinetidae. The record is from the annotation of a GenBank genome assembly.